Molecule: messenger RNA, 1131 nt
Organism: Ziziphus jujuba (common jujube)
Lineage: Eukaryota; Viridiplantae; Streptophyta; Magnoliopsida; Rosales; Rhamnaceae
Product: protein N-terminal and lysine N-methyltransferase EFM7
Exons: 7
Coding region: 143-904 (253 amino acids)
Source: RefSeq, a predicted model, not a curated record
AAGGGGUUAAAGUGAAAAUAGCAAAACACAAUGGGGUCCUCUAAGAUAUUUCACAUAGGUAAUAGUUCUUUCUUCUACACUAUCGGUGGUGUUGGUCUCUGAGACUCUCAGACCAGAAGCUGAAGAAACAAAAAAGAAGAAUAUGGACAUUGCUCUGUUUUCCCCAUCUUCGCUUUUUCCUGAUGAGGAUGAUUCUUCUGGGUCUGGUGGUGAAGAAAAGGCAGAUACCCAGCAAAGCUACGUGGAGAGGAAGCAUGAGUUUCCUCAAAUGGAGUUGUUUAUCCGAGAAUUUUCAUUUCAUGAACUAAAUGCUAAUUUACUUUGGCCUGGGACAUUUGCAUUUGCAGAAUGGUUAGUUCAAAACAGGCACUGGAUAGAAGGACGACGCUGCAUUGAACUUGGCAGUGGCACAGGUGCUUUGGCCAUUUUUUUGCGAAGAUCAUUUGAUCUUGACAUCACAACAUCAGACUAUGAUGAUCAGGAAAUUGAGGAGAACAUAUAUCAUAAUUGCAGGGUAAAUGGAAUAACACCUAUCCUACCCCAUAUAAAACAUACAUGGGGUGACAGGUUUCCAAUCACGGAUCCUGAUUGGGAUCUUAUCAUUGCUAGUGACAUUUUGUUAUAUGUGAAACAGUAUACAAACUUGAUUAAAACUCUAUCAUUUCUUCUCAAAUCCUACAAGCCCAAAGAUGGGAGAGCAGUUACUUUGCCAAAGAAUGAGCAAAAUGGAGUGUCCGAGGGGCUUCCCCGACCGUGCUUCCUAAUGAGUUGGAGACGCAGAAUUGGAAAGGAAGAUGAGUCACUCUUCUUUGGUGGUUGUGAGGAUGCUGGUCUUGAUGUAAAUCACAUUGGAUCUCGUGUGUAUUGCAUUAAGCCUAGAGAAAUAACCACAAACAGCAACUAAUGGAGUUUUCUUAGAAGUGGGAAUUCAUUGAAGUUGUCUCUCAUUCUGAAUUGGCAUGUACUCUAGGGAACUGGCUGAAAGUUCUUGCAAUGGCGAGAAUUUCAGAAUCAUUAUAUGAGAAAACAGUGGUAAGGCCACCGGGUUGUCCUCCACCUUGUGUUGCACAAUAUGUAGAACAUUUUGAAAUUCUGUCAAGAUGAGUACUGCUUAGCCUUAAGUUUCGAAUU